Molecule: messenger RNA, 831 nt
Organism: Racocetra persica
Lineage: Eukaryota; Fungi; Glomeromycota; Glomeromycetes; Diversisporales; Gigasporaceae
Source: the annotation of a GenBank genome assembly
AUGGCAUUAGUAGGUAAAGACGCACAAGUAGAAUUUGACAAUAAAUAUGGGGCAACGAAAACAACGGAGACAAAAUUAGAAUUUAAUGGCACUGAAAUUAAUUUUUCCAAAAAUUUGAUGGAUGGAUUAAUUAUUAAAAAUUGCCCUAAAUUGAAAAAAAUUAAUAUUAACGACAAUGAAUUUUUAAGAGUAGAUCUUAGUGAGUUAGGAGCAAGCAAUGUCCUAGAAGAUUUAUUUGCAAAUGGUAACCAACUCACAGAUCUUAAUGUUAAAAAUUGUAAAGAAAUUAAAAAGUUGAAACUUCGCAAUAAUGCUGGACUCAAUAAGGCUAAAGGUUUAGAGGAGUUGGAAAAUAUCGACGAAAUUGACUUAACAGGUAAUCCAAAAUUCCGACUUAUUCACACCAACAAAUUGAACGGAUAUGUAGAAGCAAAAGAGGUCAUCAAGGAAAUGUUAGGUUUAAAUGCUGAUGACAGUUUGCCAGAUUCAGUAAGAGUAGCCUCUGGCGGUAAGUUAGAUCCUGACAAGUUAAAAAGUGAAAUAACGAAUAAAAUUAAUUCCCAAGUUCCCCAAUUAACCACCGACAAAGAAAACGCCGAAAAAGAACGGGAUGCCGCCAAUGCUAAAUUAGACGCCCAAAAAGAUUACGAUACUAUUAAAACGGAACGCGAUCAAUUACAACAGCAAUUAGAGGCCAUAAAAACUGAAUUAGGUUUAAAAAACGAUGCUACUCAGCAGCAAAUUAUUGAUAAAAUAAAAGAAUUAAAAGGAAGGCCAGCCAAUACCGAUUAUGAUGCUAUUAAAUCCCAACGAGAUAGUUUACAAACCCAA